This is a messenger RNA of Pseudoliparis swirei, 3602 nucleotides long. Its product is annotated as C2 domain-containing protein 2. The record is from RefSeq and is a predicted model, not a curated record. The transcript is spliced from 13 exons. NCBI's taxonomy places the organism in Eukaryota, Metazoa, Chordata, Actinopteri, Perciformes, Liparidae. Bases 16 to 2034 code for a protein of 672 amino acids.
UCUCAUACGCAAAGAAUGUCCGACGUUGAAAGUUCCGGUUCAUAUUUGGGUUUGGAGGAUCCGCAGUGGCUAUGCAUGGUCACGCUGUUCUUCGCGUCGCUGGUCACCCUGCUCCUGUACUUCGUGCAGUCUUUCCAACAACGGGGCGGGGGACGCGAGCGGCCAGCGGCCCGGGACGAUGCGGCGCAGGAGGAAGCCGCGGCGCUGCUGGCAUGGGCGCUGUCACUGGAGAGCUGGAAGGGCCAGUGGAGAGGAGCCUGGUGCAGUGCUUUGAAUGAGCGGUCGAGGAAGAGCGGGAGUCCGGUUCUGUUAACAUUUGAGGAGGAUGAUGAUCUGGAGGCAUCGGAGCUCAAGGUCAGCCACGUGUCCAGCUUUCAGAAGUCUGCCAAAUACAAGACCGCCCGCUGCAGUGUGGUCGGGGAGCGGCUUCAGUUCUCCCUUGGUGCAUCAUCGGCAGCCACGGCUACAGCGGACCCUUGUAAAUACACCGUCUGUAUAGCUCCGGUGGAGCUGCAGCUUGACCUGCAGAUGCAAGAAGCUGCCGAUGUGGUCAAGGUGAGCUGGGGAGUGUCUCAAUUGGAGCCACGGGAGCUGCAAGUGAAGCCGACCUUCCCCCAGAACAACGGCAACACCUCCAGUGUGGCAGCUGUAAAGGAGCAGUUGACGCAGCUGCUGUGUGCGACGCGCCCCUCUGUGUUGCUGAGCUGCAGGCCCGCUCAGGCUUCACAGGUCAAGGAAGCAUGCAACAACUUGCUUUCACCCCCCAAACCCCCCCGCGCCCACGACUGGAAGCUGCUGGUGAAGAACAUCCGAGUGACACUGAACCAGGAGGAGGGUGCUGCAGGCAGCACGAAUCCCCUGUGUGUGAUGCAGCUCGACGAUCCUCCACAGAGGCUGAACACCACCGUUCUGAAGAACACAAACAAUCCUGCCUGGGACCAGCCGUUCAUCUUUGAAUUGAACGGACGAUCAAAAGCGCUCAAAAUUCAGUUAAUAAAUGAUGGACAACCUCAAGAGAGCUCAUUACUCGGCGAGGUGUCUGUGCCUUUUGACCUCGUCAAGAAGCAGCCCAAAGGACAGCAAACGUUUGCUCUCAUGACUAAAGACGUAGUGACUGGAUCACUAACUACUGAUUUUACCUAUCUGGAGCCCAGUGAGGUGAGGUUGUGGCACCCUCCCACCCCAGCCUCCAAUAAGAGGGUGGAGAUGGACCGUACAGUCAUGCCCUGUGGCACGGUGGUCACCACCAUCACCGCCGUGAAGAGCAAGCCGGGCCGCCCCCCCCUUCUUGGACUCAACUUAGAUCCUGCCCAGAAAGCGGUGGCCACCAAGUCUAAGCUGUCGGAGCGCCGCGUGUCGGAGCAGGCGUCUAUGAUGGGGGCCACCGUCAGCAAGGCCUUGUCCUCCUCGGACACCGAGCUGCUGAUGCUCAAUGGCACCGACCCCGUGGCCGAGGCCGCCAUAAGACAGCUCCACCAGUCCGCUAAGCAGAAGCUCAAGUCCCCGGUGAAGAAGAGUACAAUCAUCAUCUCUGGCAUCACCAAAACGCGCUUGUCUCAGGACGACGAGCUCGCUCUGAUGGCGGGCUACGCCGCGGCGAUGGACGCGUCCAUGUCAGAGAGCAGCGCCACUCAGGACGUGACCACGGCGAUCGCAACCGGGUCCAGUAGCCCUCCAGACACGUCCGAGCCUAAUGCGGUCCCCAGUGGAAUCGGCCGGCCCCCGGAGGACUGGGAGAGCCAGACCGGAGAGGGGCUGGACAACAGCUCGCUGUCCAUGUGCAUGUCCGAGGCCAGCUGCAAGAAGAGAAGAGGCAGCUUCCUUCAGAAGAGCGCCAAGCUCUUCUUCCGGCGCCGUCACCAGCGCAAGGAGCCGGGCAUGAGCCAGUCGCACAAUGACCUGGUGUACCUGGAGUCUCCGGGCGCGGUGGAGCAGGCCAGCCGGACGGCCACGCUCAGCCGCAUGCUCAGCCGCAGGAGUAAGAACAAGGGCAAAGCCAACGGCGCUACCUCCACGGGGGAGCCACUUGCGUGACCCCUUCAGGCCCUCCGCCGAACAACUACUACCAUCACCGCCUCCACCUCAAUCUUGCACUGGCGUACUUCCUGGCUCAGCAACUCCCCCGAACGCCCAGCAUGCAGCCGCCUCCCGUGUUGGGAAAGCUGUGCAGAUGGGUGUGGGGGGGGGGGAAUAUCCUCUUUUAAACUGCUGUUUCCUGCUUCCUGUUCCAGAGGCAGAUAUUCCACCGAAAGCAAGCGUAAAGUUCUCCUGGCUUAGUUUAACGGCAUUUCAGAGGAUAUUGUUUUGCAUGUUUCUUUAAUUCAAAUUGUAUGCAACAUUUUUUUAACUCUUUGAAGCGCUUUUGUGGCCUUUUUUUACCGGCAGACGGACAGACGUGGCCUGUCACUCUUUACCUCACUGACACUGAGGGCGAAGGUAAACUCCCUGCUGUAAUCCGAACGCUUCCAAAGGUGGACCAACAGGACCAAAGAUGAGCGGCGUUUGUAUGAUUUGCACAAUUGGAGUAUCUUUUAUUUAAAGUGCAAUGACGGGAGCUGCUCUUGUAUCACAUUCACAAAGCCAGAUGGUAACGCGACUACUCUUUUACACUAAUACGAUCAAAUGUGGUAUUUAUAUUGGAAAAAGAAGCAGUGAAACUGUGGUUUACAUGGAACUUUAGCUCCAUGAGAGCAUUUUCAAAUGAUAUGCAACUUUCUUUGUCUUCCUAAAAGAGUCCACCUGUACACUACUGUCAUCAGCAGGGUUGUUAAUGUGUCUAAAGGGAACCCGGAAGAACCUUUAAUCCAGGGACUGUGACGUUGCACUCGGCCGUACUCGCAGCAUAACGUACUAAGGAAAAUCCAUCCGGAAUGAAGUCCUCCAAUCUUUUAUCGGAUUUGUUGUUGUUUUUAAAAGAGGUAGCUUUGAACACAUGAACAAGAGAACACGUGAACAAACACCUUUUGGGAGCAACCAAAUAGUUUGGCUGCUCUUGUUUCUUUUUCAUCCAGCUAAUGAUUGUAGUUUUUUUUUUUUUUACGAGCAGCUUGUUGAAUACAUUUUCUGUACAACGCGUUAAAUACUGUCAAUAAUCUACUCCGAGAAGGCAUGAGACGGACAAACAUAUUGCCUUACAAUUAGUCAGGAUCACGUCACAGCUGAGUCGACUUGUCCUUUUGGUUCCUGAGGGCUGAAAAAACAACAGUUGUCAACAAGUGUCAUUUGAAGUACUUGCACAAACUGGGAGUCCUCUCUUCUCACCAUCCUGCAGUAUGUUCUAAAACAUAUAAAAGCCCAGAUUUAUACUGAAAAGAUCUUUCAGACAGAAUCACAUUUUAACUGAGAGGAGAGAGGGUUAUUUUAAUCAAGCUCAGCUUCAGAACUUCUAGCAGCCUGUAAGCUUUGGCCGCUGUCAUGCAUUCAGUGAGCAGAAGGGCUGCUUGUGGUUAAUAACUUCAUGAUAGGGUUUUUAUUUUCAUGGGCAUCUGCUCUGCACAGGAGCUGACUGGCAGGACGUCAGUCAUUUCCCCUGCAGGGAUUGUAACUAAUAUACCUGUCGAGUUAUUUUAUUCUGAGCAAUAAAUAUUGAUUGAAUAACUGAG